Aspergillus versicolor CBS 583.65 is the source of this 2415-nucleotide messenger RNA. RefSeq names its product glycoside hydrolase family 95 protein. Gene Ontology annotation, biological process: carbohydrate metabolic process. Bases 1 to 2415 code for a protein of 804 amino acids. The transcript is spliced from 3 exons. Gene Ontology annotation, molecular function: alpha-L-fucosidase activity. Lineage: Eukaryota; Fungi; Ascomycota; Eurotiomycetes; Eurotiales; Aspergillaceae. The record is from RefSeq and is a predicted model, not a curated record.
AUGAAAUCCAAAAGUCUAACCCCCUUCCUCACCCUCCUGCCAACCCUCGCCGCCGCCGCCGCCGCCGCCGCCCCCCUCGACGCAAGCCGCUACCUUUGGUACACCACCCCCGCGCCCCCAACAGACUGGGAAAACGGCGCCCUGCCAAUCGGCAACGGCCGAUUAGCAGGUACAAUCUACGGCGGCGUCCAGGAUGAAGUGCUUACACUAAACGAGAACACGAUCUGGUCGGGCCCGCUGCAGGAUCGCACGCCCGAGAAUGCACUCGCUGCAUUGCCGGCGGCGCGUGAAAUGCUACUUUCCGGGAACAUCAGUGCCGCUGGGGACUUUAUUCAGCGCGAGAUGAUGCAUCCGGUGGAUAGUAUGCGUGCUUAUAGCUAUUUUGGGAAUUUGGAGGUUGGUGUUGGCCAUGGGGCCGGGGUAAGUGGGUAUAGGAGGUGGUUGGAUACGAGGACGGGAGAUGCUGGGGUUGAGUAUGUGAUUGGUGAGGUUGGGUAUACGCGGGAGUAUAUUGCGAGCUAUCCGGCUGGGGUUCUUGCUGCGCGGUUCACGGCGAGUGAAAAGGGUGCUCUGAGUCUCAAUGCUACCUUUUCUCGCGCGGAAUCGAUUACGUCUCUGCAGGCUUCUGCGUCGAAUACUGCUCCGUGGAUUAGAUUGGAUGGCACGAGUGGACAGUCGGCCGAUGAAGAUCCGAUUGUGUUUAGUGGGCAGGCAAGCUUUGUGGCAGAUGGAGCUCGUUUUGCUGCUAGUGAGGGCACGCUUUCUAUCACUGGAGCCACUACAGUCGACAUCUUCUUCGACGCCGAAACCAACUAUCGCUACCCCAGCCAGGAUGAUAUCGACGCGGAGAUCAGACGCAAACUCGACAACGCACUCACAAAGGGUUUCGACAAGAUCAAAGACGAGGCACUGAAAGACUCGUCUACCCUCCUUGAACGCGCCUCAAUCAACCUCGGAAACUCGUCGAGCGAGAUCCGAGCUCUACCCACCGACGAACGCAUCGCUCGUGCCCGCGAAGGGCUCGACGACCCUGAGCUCGCAACCCUAACUUGGAACUACGGCCGACACAUGCUCGUGGCCUCGUCUAGGAACACUUGCGAAGCUAUCGACCUCCCCGCAAACCUGCAGGGGAUAUGGAACAAUGAGACUACCGCAGCAUGGGGUGGAAAAUAUACCAUCAACAUCAACACGGAGAUGAACUACUGGCCCGCGGGCCAAACAAAUCUCAUCGAGACGCAAGAGCCACUCUUUGACUUGUUCAAGGUCGCGCAGCCGCGAGGCCAGGCACUUGCAGAGGACAUGUAUAACUGCAGCGGUAUGGUAAUCCACCAUAACCUCGAUCUAUGGGGUGACCCAGCCCCCGUCGAUAACUAUACUUCGUCUAGCAUGUGGCCGAUGGGUGCGGCGUGGCUGGUGACGCAUCUUAUUGAUCAUUACCGGUUUACCGGUGAUAAGGAACUGCUCGAGGACACUGUAUACCCGUACCUUGUCGACGUGGCCAAAUUCUACCAAUGCUAUACCUUCGAGCACGAAGGGUAUAGAGUCACCGGUCCCUCGCUCUCACCGGAGAACACCUUCACCAUUCCAGAGGACUGGAGCAUCGCCGGCUCCGAAGGAGCAAUGGACAUUGCUCUCCCGAUGGAUGACCAAAUCAUUUGGGAAGUCUUCAACGAUCUCCUCGACGCCGCAUCGGUACUCGGUAUCGAGGACAGCGACGAGACCGUCUCAGCAGCGAAAUCCUUCAUCGCCCAGAUCCACCCGCCCCGGAUCGGCUCCAAAGGUCAGAUUCAAGAAUGGCGUUUGGACUACGAAACCGACGGCGCGGGGCACCGCCACCUCUCGCCGCUCUUCGGUCUCCAUCCAGGCCGCCAGUUCUCGCCGCUGGUUAACGAGACACUGAGUGCAGCGGCGGAAGUUCUCCUGGAUGAGCGUCUCGAGCACGGCUCUGGAAGCACCGGGUGGAGUAAUGCGUGGUUCAUCAACCAGUAUGCGCGGCUGCACCGGGGCGAGGACGCCUGGGCGCAGGUUUUGAAGUGGUUUAGCAUAUACCCGACGAAUAACCUGUGGAAUACGGAUAAGGGCGCGACCUUUCAGAUUGAUGGGAACUUUGGCGUCACCAGUGGCAUUACGGAGAUGUUUCUGCAAAGUCAUACCGGGGUCGUGCAUCUUUUGCCGGCGCUUCCUGGGGAGAGUAUUCCUAGUGGAAGUGUAAAGGGGCUGAAGGCGAGGGGGAACUUUGAGGUUGAUGUUGACUGGGCAGAUGGGACGUUGGAGAGCGCCGUUGUGAGGUCCGUUGGUGGUGGGUUGUUGAGCGUGAGAGUGCAGGAUGGGGAGAAGUUUUAUGUCAACGGAGAGCUAUACGAGGAGGCGUUGGAGACGACAGGCGGGGAGGAGUAUGUCAUCACAUUGACCUAG